This is a messenger RNA of Trametes versicolor FP-101664 SS1, 1675 nucleotides long. RefSeq lists its product as uncharacterized. The record is from RefSeq and is a predicted model, not a curated record. The transcript has 3 exons. Gene Ontology annotation, molecular function: phosphoprotein phosphatase activity. Bases 1 to 1608 code for a protein of 535 amino acids. Lineage: Eukaryota; Fungi; Basidiomycota; Agaricomycetes; Polyporales; Polyporaceae.
AUGCGCGACGACCGUUCAGUCACGCCUCCCCCUAUACGACCGCCCUCGCCAACAUACCUCUCACUAGCGGCGCAAGCACCGUCGUGCAUCGAUGAGCCAUCUGCCUCCAAGAAGCUUCUUGUGCUGGAUCUCAAUGGCACUCUACUCCACCGCUCCCCGCAUAAUCCGCGACCGAAGACCAGGCACCAGCAGCUCCAAGAGGAUCGCCCGCGCGACGAGCAGGGAAACUGGCUGCCGCGCUUGCGGCCGGUGCACCCCCGACCGUACAUGCGCGCAUUCAGAUCCUACCUCUUCACGCCUCAGACUAGUGCGUGGCUGGAUGUGAUGGUUUGGUCGUCCGCUCAGCCACAUAGCGUUGGAGAUAUGGUGGAUAGGUGCUUUGGCGAAGAGAAAGAGAAGCUGCUUGUCAUUUGGGCUCGCGACACGCUCGGCCUAUCCAGCGAUCACUAUCAUCGCAAAGUGCAGACUGUGAAGGAUCUGGCGAAGCCAUGGGGGUUUCUCUCGCAGCAAAGCGCGCAUAUACCCUCCUCACCGCACUCCUCCAUCGCCAGCACUCCCCGUACAUCGCCAGAACCGUCCAGCCCGACGCGUCCGAGCGAUGACAACAUAUCGAUCACUCCUCAAGCGCACUCUGCGCUCACAACGCUCCUGUUAGACGACUCUCCUCGCAAAGCCGAGUUGCAACCAUACAAUCACGUGUGUAUUGGCGAGUACUCCGGAGAACGACGCGCGAAGGACCUCGAGAGUCUGCAGAAAGAGCAAGAGUGGCAGACCGCCGUCGACGCGCGCCAACAACUGGAUGCGCAAAUGGCUGAGGUCCCAUCGUCAACUUCCAAUCAUCAACUCCUUGCUCCGGAGGACUCUCCUACGGCACUUGUUCCGAAAGACGACGCGGAGCCGAUUCCGGACGGUGAUGGAUUGGAUGAUGGGGCAUCUGCCGCAGCUGAGACGUCGAAGAAACGCAAACGGAAGGAGAAGAAGCUCCAGAAACGUGCCGCGCUCCUGGAACAGUUGGAGGCUGGUGGAAAGCCGCAAGGGUCGUACGACGAGACGCUGCUUGCAGUCAUCGGUGUCUUGGACGAGAUCAAGUCGCAAGCAAACGUCGCAGCUUGGAUACGCUCGGGCGGACUUUGGGGGCCAGUUGGACCACCGGAGGCACGCUCGCCGAACGGCAAGGCGCGAGGUAGAGGACGUGGCAGUCCUGCGGGCCAACCUAGCUCGAAGAACACAUCUGCACAAGAGGAGGCUGCUGUGCAGUCAGACGGUAGCGACCUAUCUGUCAAGAACGCGUCGACGGCCGCAUCUGCCGUGCAGCCCGCCGACGAAGAAACGGACAAGCUCCGGAAGCGGAAGAAGAAACGGCAGCGCAUGCGCGAUUCAACUGGGGACCAGGAAGCACAAACUGCGGAGUUUGUGGAUGUGGGUAAUGACGAAGAGACUGCGGCGCCGGUCCCAUCUUCCCCGGCACAGAGUACAGCUAUAGAGAAGACGGAGACGCCUCAGGUGAUGUGGUUCGAAGACGAGCAGGUGCUGAACCACUGGGCGACUCGUGGUCGGAAGGCACUGGAUGAGCUCGAGAUCCCGGCUGAGCAUGGAAUAGAACGUUAGACUGUCGCUGUUCGCAUGUAUACAUGAUAUCCGAUAGCUUUGCAAAUUGCUGUUCAAUUCCCCUUCU